Messenger RNA from Lottia gigantea (owl limpet), 2652 nucleotides. RefSeq lists its product as hypothetical. Bases 1 to 2652 code for a protein of 883 amino acids. Gene Ontology annotation, cellular component: cytoplasm; mitochondrial matrix; mitochondrion. The record is from RefSeq and is a predicted model, not a curated record. Gene Ontology annotation, molecular function: protein binding; oxidoreductase activity. The transcript is spliced from 17 exons. Lineage: Eukaryota; Metazoa; Mollusca; Gastropoda; Lottiidae.
AUGAAAAUUCAUAACGCAUAUAAUUGGAUAUCAAAUUCAUGUAGGACGCUAUCAGGCAGUUUAAACAAUCUAACCUCUCGGUACCAUUAUUCCAGCCAAUCAAACAACACUUUAAAACCGGAAGUGCCUCAAUUGCCGAAGUCAGCACGGGUUGUUAUUGGUGGUGGAGGUAUUAGUGGACCCAGUAUAGCAUAUCAUUUAUCAGAACGAGGCUGGAACGACAUUGUGUUACUAGAACAGGGAAGAUUAACAUGUGGUACGACAUGGCACUCGGUUGGUUUAUGUGGACAACUUCGCAGUGAUCUAACAGAAAUGAAGAUAACAUGUUAUGGUAGAGAUUUAUAUAAAAAAUUUGAAGAGGAAGGCCAUGGGAUCGGUUGGAAGGACAGUGGUAGUAUCAGUUUAGCUAGAACUAAAGAUAGAAUGACAGAUUUUAAAAGGAAACAUGCUAUGACCAGUGCCAGUGGGUUCGAAACUCAUUUAUUGACGCCGAGAGAAAUUCAAGAAAAAUGUCCCGUGAUCAGAACAGACGAUUUACAGGGAGGUAUUUGGAUUCCAACUGAUGGAACAGUUACUGCCCCUGAUGUUACUAUGGUUUUCUCUAAGCUAGCAAAGAAAAAUGGAGCCAAGUUUAUGGAAGGUGUAAAAGUGGAGAAGAUUUUAACUAAAAAUGAUCGAGUGACUGGGGUAGAAACUUCGGCUGGCAAUAUUGAUUGUGAAUACUUUGUUAACUGUGGCGGGUUGUGGGCGAGAGAGAUGGGAAUAAAGAGCACGCCCAAUGUAUCCUUGCCCCUACACUCCUGUGAACAUUUUUACGUGGUCACCAAACCAUUGAAAGAAGUGGAGAGGUUGAUGCCAGUAAUCAGAGAUCAUGAUGGUUAUAUAUGUAUACGAGAAUGGAACGGCGGCCUGUGUAUUGGGGGAUUCGAACCCAACCCCAAACCUUGUUUCCAUACCGGUGUUCCUGAUAAAUUUGAGUUCCAACUCUUACCAGAAGAUUGGGAUCAGUUUCAGGUUCUAAUGGAUGAAUGUCUCCUUCGUGUACCAAUCAUGCAGAAAGCUGAAAUUCGACAACUUGUGAACGGUCCGGAAAGUUUUACGCCUGACUCUAAUUGGUUGCUAGGGGAAACACCAGAGAUUAGUAAUUAUUACGUGGCUGCGGGAAUGAAUUCAAGGGGAAUAAUCAGUAGUGGUGGUGUUGGUAAAUAUAUGGCUGAGUGGAUUAUUGAUGGUAGACCCAGUAUAAAUCUCUGGAAAUACGAUGUCCGUAGAUUCACCAAACAGCAUAAUGAUAACAGCUUCUUAAAAGACAGGAUUUGUGAAGUAUUGGGCAAAAUGUUCAGUUUGAAUUACCCUCAGACAGAACAAUCUACUGGUAGAAAACUCCAGACCACACCGUUACAUGAUGUCUUACAGAUAUCAGGGGCUGUUUUUGGUCAGACCAUGGCAUUUGAACAACCCCUGUGGUUUGAUAGCAGUCGUGAUAAAGCAGAUCUAUAUAUUCAUAAAGGAUCGUUUGGUAAACCAGUGUGGUUUGAUUCAGUACAACAUGAAUACAGGGUUUGUAAAGAUGCUGUAGGACUGGUUGAUGUAUCAGCUCAAACCAAACUAGAAAUUAGGUCUGCUGGAAACGAAGCUCUGGAAUAUCUUCAGUAUCUUUGUAGUAAUAAUAUAGAUUUAGAAAAAGGAACCAUUAUUCAUACUGGUAUGCAGAAUGAACAGGGUGGUUUUGAGAAUGACUGCAGUAUUGCCAGAUUAGGGAACAAUAAUUUCUUCAUGAUUUGUCCUGCAACUCAAAAGACUCGAGCAUUGUCAUGGUUACGACGACAUUUACCAGCAGACGGCUCUGUUCAAGUCAGUGACGUCACGUCCAUGUAUUCUGGUAUUAAAUUGAUUGGACCACACGCUCAAGCUCUUCUGGAUGACGUCACUGAUGUAUCAACACAGAAAAAAGAUUUUGAAGUCAUGACCUGCAGAUUUAUAGAUGUGGGUAAUGCUAGUGGUAUUCGAGCCAUGAGACUGACACAUGCUGGAGAAGAUGGUUUUAUUCUCUAUAUCCCAUCUGAGUAUGCUCUCCAUGUUUAUGACACACUGAUGACUGCAGGAACUGAUUACGGUAUACGUAACGCAGGAUAUUACGCUAUUCGUCAUCUUAGAGUUGAAAAAUCGUUCGCUUACUGGGGUCUUGAUUUAGAUGAACAUACUACUCCAUUAGAAUGUGGUCGAGAAUUUAGAGUUAAAUUUGGUGUGAAUUUCAUCGGUAAGGAAGCUCUUCAGAAACAGAGGAAGGAAGGAGUGAGUCGAAAGUUCGCUCAGUUUAUGUUGGAAGAUUUCGAUGUUGAUACGGAUAUUUGGCCGUGGGGUGGGGAACCUAUUUAUAGAAACGGUGUAAAAGUUGGUAGCACUGCAACGUGUGGAUAUGGAUUCACGCUAGAACGAAUGGUUUGUUUAGGAUUUGUCAGUGACCUUGAUCAAAACGGAAAUCCCAAAAUCAAUCCUCAGAUUAACGAUUAUGUGAUGGAUAAAGAAGCAGUGUAUGAGAUAGAUAUUAGUGGAAAACGAUUUAAGGCCAAACCUGGUAUACAUACUCCCAAACUUGCUCUUUCUAGUGUCGACCCUUCAUUACUAGCAUUCAUACAAAAAGAUACUUAG